Molecule: messenger RNA, 1296 nt
Organism: Rotaria sordida
Lineage: Eukaryota; Metazoa; Rotifera; Eurotatoria; Philodinida; Philodinidae
Source: the annotation of a GenBank genome assembly
AUGGUUUCAACAGUAAUUCAUUGUUUCGUAUUCGUUCUAUUCAGCCUGACAGUUCAAGUCAAAUCUCAAAUAUGCAAUGGAAUGUCUCAAUAUGAUCGAUGUUCGCUGAAUAGUGCAUGUGCCUGUUUCCAUAUGGAAGGUGCUGAUAACAUUGGUGUUUGUGGGUUUCAGUUUGUGACUUGUUCUGAAUUAGUUGCAUGCAAUCGUACAAACAACCAUUGUCACGGAUCUAACCAUAUAUGUGUUCAUCAUCCUCGAUGUCAUAAUCUUCCUGUCUGUUAUCCAGUGUCGAUGAUCGGUCAACAAAUCUGUCCACCGAUAACGAUGACGGACACUACAACUGCAAUUCCAACUACAGUGACAACUAGUACUCAGCAGCUGGUGAUUCCUAAUAUUCCUAUCAACGCCCGAUGGGCACAGAACGGGAUAACCGUUGCUGGAGGCCGUGGAUAUGGCAAUGCCAUCAAUCAACUCUACGGCCCUGAAGGUCUUUUUAUUGAUGAUGAUCAAACGAUGAUCAUUGCUGAUGGGUACAAUCAUCGUAUCGUCCAAUGGAAGAUGGGUGAUACGAAUGGACAAGUCGUAGCUGGCGGCCAUGGCGAAGGAAAUCGAUUAAAUCAAUUGAAUUAUCCAAAAAAUGCGUUGAUCGACAAAGAGACGGAUAAUCUUAUUAUCUGUGACCAACUUAAUCGACGAGUUGUACGAUGGUCUCGUCGUAGUGGUACAACUCAAGGAGAAACCUUCAUCGACAACAUCUGGUGUGGGGGAUUGGCCAUGGAUGAUCAGAGAUAUCUAUACAUCUCUGAAAUCGACAAACAUGAAGUAAGACGAUAUCGGAUAGGAGAUAAGAAUGGUACUCUUGUGGCUGGUGGCAAUGGCCAAGGUACUGGUCUCAAUCAAUUCCACAGUCCGAGCUACAUCUUUGUCGAUCAACAACAGACUGUCUACGUGACGGAUAACAACAAUCAUCGUGUGAUGAAAUGGAACAAAGGUGCAAAAGAAGGAAUUAUCGUCGCUGGAGGCCAAGGCGCAGGGACCACUCUGACACAAUUAACAUCUCCUCAAGGACUGUUCGUCGAUACAUUGGGUACCAUCUAUGUGGCAGACACCGUGAAUGAUCGAGUGAUGCGAUGGCCUCAAGGAGCAAAACAAGGCACUAUCAUUGCGGGUGGAAAUGGUAAAGGAGCACGAGCUAAUCAGUUCAACGCUCCCAUGGGUUUGUUCUUAGAUCGACAUGGCAAUCUCUACGUCGUCGAUUAUUUCAAUCAUCGUAUUCAACAUUUUUCUAUCGGAUAG